GCCACUGGCUCAGGCAUUACUGACACCCAAAACCUCACGUCCACGCCCCAGCCGGGAUUACUGACACUAGAGCGUCGGUGCGCUAUUGUGGAGAUAGUGGACGACUCUAUAGCUGAGCCCAGGGAGAGCUUCACUGUCGUCCUUGACUCCAGCAUCAACAUAGGCACCAAUGUUGCUGAGGUUCACAUCAUUGACAAUGAUGUGAUAGUGAUAGGUCUGGAGAAGACAGAGUACACUGGCUAUGAAGGGGAGGAUGUCAUGGUGUGUGUGACCGUGGAGGAGGGAGGGGACAUGGACAGUGUUCCGUUUGACUUUGUCAUCACCUCCAUGCCUGACACACCGCUCUCUGCACAACCAUCCUUUGAUUAC
Messenger RNA from Geodia barretti, 369 nucleotides. Lineage: Eukaryota; Metazoa; Porifera; Demospongiae; Tetractinellida; Geodiidae. The record is from the annotation of a GenBank genome assembly.